Messenger RNA from Populus euphratica (Euphrates poplar), 594 nucleotides. Its product is annotated as cysteine-rich repeat secretory protein 38-like. The transcript is spliced from 2 exons. The record is from RefSeq and is a predicted model, not a curated record. Lineage: Eukaryota; Viridiplantae; Streptophyta; Magnoliopsida; Malpighiales; Salicaceae. Bases 1 to 594 code for a protein of 197 amino acids.
AUGCUCUUUGCCCUUGUUCUUGCAGACCCUCUAUUCACAACUUGUUCAACUACUGAAUAUGGUAACUAUGAUCUGAAAAGCCCGUUCGGAAAGAACGUGAAGAUUGUCCUUGAAACCUUGCCUUCCAUCACUUCAUCAACCGGCUAUAACAGCACAGCUAUUGGUAAAUUCCUUGACAAAGUCACUGGCAAAGCACUUUGUAGGGGAGAUGUCACUUCGAGUGCUUGUCAGACGUGUUUGAGAGAUGCAAGCCAAAAACUGUUGAAAGAUUGCGAAAGUAAAGAAGCAAUCAUAUGGUAUGAACGAUGCCAAAUUCACUACUCGUUUCAGAAUAUAACUUUAUUGGAUGUUUAUGCCGGGAAGUAUCCAGAUCACUGGGAAUCUCAUAAAAAAUCCGUUUCAGAUCCUGUUCAUUUCUAUGACAAUGUAAGGUUCCUAAUGGACAACCUGUCAAAUGAGGCAGCGCUCAAUCGUUCAAAGCUCAUGUUUGAAACUGGGGAAAUCAAGCAUGGUUGGGAAUAUAUUAUUUCAAUAGUGUAUCGUAACAAUGUGCCUGAUAUUCUUAACCACUUUGUUAAGGUGCCAUGCUUGUGA